Striga asiatica is the source of this 2235-nucleotide messenger RNA. NCBI's taxonomy places the organism in Eukaryota, Viridiplantae, Streptophyta, Magnoliopsida, Lamiales, Orobanchaceae. The record is from the annotation of a GenBank genome assembly.
GUGAAAUGAAAGUGAAAAAUAGUGGGAACGAGAUGUUAAACGAAAUCAUAGUUUGAUUCAACUUGUUUGAUAAAAACGAGUCGAGCUCAAACUGGUUUAGUUAGCGUGCUCAAUAAGGCUCAUAUUGACGGCUCGAGCUACUGCUCGGGGGUUUGGACUCAGAACACGCUUCACGAAUCCAUCUCUACCUGCUCGGCCUCGUCGCCAAUGGACGACGAAUCUCCGUCCUUCCCGCCCAUUGAGCCCUCCAAUUUCGAUCUCAUCGUCGUCGGCACCGGCCUCCCUGAAUCCAUAUUCGCCUCCGCCGCAUCAGCCGCCGGAAAAACGGUUCUCCACCUCGAUCCUAACCCCUUCUACGGCAGCCACUCCGCCUCCCUCCCCCUCGACGACCUAGUCUCCUUCCUCAAGUCCCAAUCUGAACCGCACACCCUAUCUCAAUCCCAAUCGGAAACCCAAUCGCCGCCCCAAAUCGCCCACGGCGGUAAUGGCGUUUGUAUUCCUCUCUCGACUCGCCCUCUCUACAACGAUCUGGAGAUAAACGUCUACUCACCCGACAUCAUGGGACUUUCCAGGAAAUUUAGCCUCGACUUGGCGGGUCCUCGGGUUUUCCUAUGCUCCGACUCCAUGAUUGAUUUGAUCCUCAGGACUGAUGUUAACCUGUACAUGGAGUUCAAGAGCGUGGAGGCCUGCUUCUUGAGCGACGCCGAGGGUAAAUUGGAAAGUGUACCGGACUCGCGCAGCGCCAUCUUUAAAAGUCGGACUUUGUCUCUGCCUGAGAAAAAUCAGUUGAUGAAGUUCUUUAAGUUUGUGCAGGGGCAUGUUGGGAGUGAGAGCGAGGGGGAUAAGAUUUCUGAAGAGGAUUUGGGAAGUCCUUUUGUCGAUUUCUUGUCGAAAAUGGGGCUGUCGGAGAAACUAAAAUCGAUAAUUUUGUACACAAUAGUGAUGGCUGAUUAUGAUCAGAGAAACUUGGAAGUUUGUAAAGAUGUUAUGGACACUAAAAGUGGGAUUAAUGGAUUGGCACUUUAUCACUCGUCCAUUGGAAGGUUUUUCAAUGCAAAUGGUGCUAUAAUAUAUCCCAUUUACGGUCAAGGGGAACUCCCUCAAGCCUUCUGUCGCCGUGCUGCUGUCAAGGGGUGCAUUUAUGUUUUGCGAAUGCCUGUGGCUUCUGUGCUCAUGGAUAAGGAUGGCCGAAUGUAUGAGGGCGUUAAAUUAGCUUCCGGUCAGGAGUUAUUCAGCUCUCAACUGAUUCUUGCUCCACAUUUCACAAUCCCAUCAACUUCGGCUCCUAUUGAACAGGUGGCAUCUUCACAUAAUGCCAGGCUUUCUGAUACAAAAGAGAAGGUUGCUCGGGGAAUAUGCAUUGCGAAGAAUUCAGUAAAGCCAGGAGUUGCAAAUUGUUUAGUGUUCUUCCCUCCGAAAUCUUUGUACCCAGAACAAAUUACAACCGUCCGUGUACUCCAGUUGAGUGGCAAUGUGGCUGCUUGCCCCUCAGGGAUGUUUGUGACUUAUCUGUCAGCUAAAUGUGGUAAUGCUGUAGAGGGGAAGAGAUUACUAAACGAAGCCAUAAACACACUGUUCUGUAAGGAACAUUCGUGUGAGAAUACGGAAGGAAAACCCUGUUUGCUUUGGAGUGCUCUGUAUAUUCAAGAGCUAACUGAGUUUCACGGUGCUUUUCAGUCCAUCACCUUCACGCCCAUGCCUGAUGAACAUCUACACUACAAUAACCUCCUUGAUGCAACCAAAAAGGNAUUUCAAGAAAUAUAUCCUAAUGAAGAAUUCUUUCCAAAGAUUAGCAUGACAGAUGAUGAUUUGUGAUGAUGGUAGCACAUAAGGAGAGGAAAUGGGAGCUGCUCUGGAUUUGGAAAUCGUAUGUGUCGUUGUAUUAUUAAUAACAGAAACAAAAAAAUGGAAGGUUGUUUUAUUUAGGUAUAACUAUUUGUGAAUUCGACUUGGAAAAUUAUGCUGUGUUAUGUAAUCAUCUUAGCUGAAUAGCCUGAAUAGCCCUCUGUUCUGUUUGCUGUCCUGUCGUAGUGAGUGUUAUCCUCUGCUAACUUAAAUCUUUGCUUGGUCACCUUAUUUAGUAAUCAGUUUAAUGCCAAAUGGAAGGCUUGAUACCUUAUUUGCUAAUCAGUGUAAUUGUAAAUGGUAGCAUUUAUCUUCACAUUUCUUUUAAUUUAAGCCCAAGAUCAAGUGUCCUUUGUUUUUGUUAUCUUCGUCUACAACAGAAAAUUAAAA